Rangifer tarandus platyrhynchus (Svalbard reindeer) is the source of this 1623-nucleotide messenger RNA. The record is from the annotation of a GenBank genome assembly. Lineage: Eukaryota; Metazoa; Chordata; Mammalia; Artiodactyla; Cervidae.
AUGAAAGAGCCUAGGAUUUUCCCUCGAGAGCGGCCAACUCCUUGGACUCGUGCCCCCCUGCCACCUCGAGGACGGCUGGACGGUUCCCUAGGACCCCAGGGGGGUCCUGUUCUAAACACAGGCCACCCACUGGGUAUGAACUCGGAUCCCUUCCUUAUGGCAGGCAGUUCUCUUGGUGGAAAUUUGGCCCCAUUUCCAAGGAACCCCACUCCUUUUCCCACUUCAUCAGGCUCACUGGCUUCAAAUCCAGCACCUUUCCCUGCUGGUGCUCGUGACCCAGGCCUGGCUUCUUUCCCGAGAGGGAUGAACCCCACUGGCACAGGUGCAGUUUCUUUCCCAAGGCCAGGUGGUCUCUUGGGCCCAAGCCCAGGGUCAACUCUGAAUCCUAGGGCAGGGGCUCUUCCAGGCCCAGGGCCUCUGUCUAACCCAAGGCUAGGGGGUCUCCCAGGGCCAGGUCCAGUGUCCAACCCAAGGCCAAGUGGUCUUCUGGGAACAGGUCCUGACCUCAGAAGUGGUGGCCCCAUGGGCCCUGGAUCUGGACCCAGCCUGAGAGCAGGUGUCCUGUUGACUUCUGGGAAUGGUCCUCCCAAUCCUAGACCUGUUGGCCUGGGCCCUGGACCGAGUCCCAAUCUGAGGUCAGGCUUUGUAGGUACAAACCCUGCCCCGAGGUCAAGUAUGUUUCCAGGUCCCGGCCUUGGGCCCAACCCAAGAUCAAGUGGCCUGGGCCCAGGCCUUGGGCCUAAUCCAAGGGCAGGUGGCCUGGGCCCAGGUCCUAAUCUGGAUGCCAGAGCAGGUGGCCUCUUGGGCACAGGAUCUGGUCUUAACUUAAGAAUGGCUGGGCCUCAAGGCUUAGAUCUUGCUCCCAUUCUAAGAGCAGCAGGUCUUUUAGGAGCAAAUUCAGCUGCUUUCUCACAGGCUUCUGGAAACAUGGGCACAAGCCCAUCUUCCAUGGCCAGACUUCCUGGCCCCAUAGGCCCAAAUUCAGGGCCUGGCUCUCGGGGAAUUAGCCUUCCAGGGCCAAAUCCAUCUCCCCUGUCAAGGGCUCCUGGCCCCAUUGGCCCUAAUUCAGCUCAUUUUGCAAGGCCUGCUGGCCCUAUGGGAGUAAAUGCUAAUCCCUUUCCAAGGGGGACAGGUUCAGGGGGGUUGAACCCAGCUGCCUUCUCUCAGUCUUCUAACACAUUGGCUUCAAACCCAAUUAACUUCCAGAGGUCUGCUGGCCUCCAGGGUUCAAGUCCAGCAGUUUUCCCAAGAGCCUCUGGGCCACUAGGCCCCAACCCAGCUAACUUCCCAAGGGCCACUGGCUUACAGGGUCCAAGUCCAGCUACCUUCCCCAGGUCUACUGGCCCGUUAGGCCCUGGUCCGGUUACCUUCCCCAGGCCAGCUCCAGGGCCCCUAGGCUCUUCGCCAGCAGGCCCCGUGGGUAUCAACCCAGCUCCUUUUGCAAGGCCAACUGGGACCCUGGGUGUAAACCCAGCUUCCUUUUCAAGAAUGAAUGGCCCUGUGAGCAAGACUUUGGUUCCAUUUCCUAGAGUGGGGAGCCUCCCUGGCACAAACCCGGCUGCUUUCCCCAGACCAGGGGGUCCAAUGGCUGCAAUGUACCCAAAUGGAAUGUUACCCCCUUAA